Molecule: messenger RNA, 848 nt
Organism: Macadamia integrifolia
Lineage: Eukaryota; Viridiplantae; Streptophyta; Magnoliopsida; Proteales; Proteaceae
Exons: 5
Coding region: 43-693 (216 amino acids)
Biological process (GO): regulation of root meristem growth
Molecular function (GO): growth factor activity
Source: RefSeq, a predicted model, not a curated record
CCAAAAGCUAACAGAGUCAAGGUAAGAGGGAAGGCAACAAAGAUGGCCCUUUUAAGGUCUGCUUGCUUAGUUCUUGGGCUUCUCCUCACUUCUCUUGGCCUAAGGGACAGCGCAGUUGUACAUGCCCAACAAGCAACCGGAAAGGCAAUAGCAGCGAACGAAAACAAAGAUGGGAUUGGGAUUACUCGAGUUGAUGCUGCAUUUGUUUCAAAGGAGCUUUUCGAAGGCACUCCUCCUGCAACCGCCGCCGCUACUGCCAUUGCCAACAAAAGGCUGGGAGGAAGGAAAGUGUUGCAGGGUAGUAUCCUGAGGAAGAAGAUGAUGGAAGAAGAAACUAUGAAUGGAAAAAUUCCAAAGAUUUCAGGAAAGGAUAAGAAUACUUCAAAGAAGCCACUUGGAACAUUACAUAAGUACAUGAAUGAUCAGAAAAGUAGCCAACUCAAAUCCCAAGAUUCUGAUGAUCAGGCUGUUUCAAACUGUGGCAGCUUGGAAUGUUCUUCAAGUUCAAGGAAAAUAGUGUCACCAGAAUUUCAUGAUCAUUUCCACAAAACUGAUCAAUCCAAAAAGCUUUUUGAGGCUUCUAAUGAUAAGGUAAUGAGCUUGACCCACAUAGAUUACUCUGGGAUGAGUACACCUCAUUGUAAGCCUCCAAUUAAUAAUCAUCUGCCUAAGCACCAAAUUGUGAAACCAUAGUUGGUUUUAGCUGUUAGGUUCACAACUUUGCCUCCCCCAUAGGAAGAGAAGUACUUUAACUUCUUUUCUUUUUCUUCUUCUUCUUUUUUAUUUCCUUCUCUCUCUCUCUCUCUCUCUCUCUCUCUCUCUCUCUCUCUGUAAUAUUAAAUGACCAU